Castor canadensis (American beaver) is the source of this 750-nucleotide messenger RNA. The record is from RefSeq and is a predicted model, not a curated record. Lineage: Eukaryota; Metazoa; Chordata; Mammalia; Rodentia; Castoridae.
AUGCAGUUUCGCCUCUUCUCCUUUGCCCUCCUCAUUCUGAACUGUAUGGAUUACAGCCACUGUCAAGUCAACCGAUGGAGACGCAGUAAGCGAGGUGGGUUCUUCUCUGCGGAAGCUAGUUAUGUAUCAAAUCCCACUUGCAAGGGUUGUUUGUCUUGUUCAAAGGACAAUGGGUGCAGCCGAUGUCAACAGAAGUUGUUCUUCUUCCUUCGAAGAGAAGGGAUGCGCCAGUAUGGAGAGUGCCUGCAUUCUUGCCCAUCAGGGUACUAUGGACACCGAGCCCCAGAUAUGAACAGAUGUGCAAGGUGCAGAAUAGAAAACUGUGAUUCUUGCUUUAGCAAAGACUUUUGUACCAAGUGCAAAGUAGGCUUUUAUUUGCAUAGAGGCCGAUGCUUUGAUGAAUGUCCAGAUGGUUUUGCACCAUUAGAUGAGACCAUGGAAUGUGUGGAAGGAUGUGAAGUUGGUCAUUGGAGUGAAUGGGGAACUUGUAGCAGGAAUAAUCGCACAUGUGGAUUUAAAUGGGGUCUGGAAACCCGAACACGGCAAAUUGUUAAAAAGCCAGCAAAAGACACAAUACCAUGUCCAACUAUUGCUGAAUCUAGGAGAUGCAAGAUGGCCAUGAGGCACUGUCCAGGAGGGAAGAGAACACCAAAGGCAAAGGAGAGGAGAAAUAAGAAGAAGAGGAAGUUGAUUGAAAGAGCCCAGGAGCAGCACAGUGUCUUCCUAGCUACAGACAGAGCUAACCAAUAA